Messenger RNA from Caenorhabditis angaria, 2147 nucleotides. Lineage: Eukaryota; Metazoa; Nematoda; Chromadorea; Rhabditida; Rhabditidae. The record is from the annotation of a GenBank genome assembly.
AUGGGAAAACACGAGAAAGGGACGCCGAAAGAUGUUGCAAAUCGUGUUAAAUCGAAAGGUCUUCAAAAGCUCAAAUGGUAAGAACUUACUCCAACUCCUUCCUAAUGAAUUUAUAAUUAACACCAAGAAUUUUCAGGUUUUGUCAAAUGUGUCAAAAACAAUGUCGUGAUGCAAAUGGAUUCAAAUGUCAUUUAACAUCCGAAACUCAUCAACGUCAACUUUUACUUUUUGCGGAAAAUUCAAAUUCAUAUCUUCGACAAUUUAGCAAAGAAUUCGAGCAGAAUUUCAUGUUAUUGUUGAGAACUUCUUAUGGAACGAAACGAGUUCGGGCAAAUGAGGUUUAUAAUGUUUAUAUCAAAGAUAAGGGACAUGUUCAUAUGAAUUCGACGACUUGGCAUUCGCUAACUGGUUUUGUACAAUAUUUAGGAUCCUCUGGAAAAUGUAAAAUCGAUCAAGGAGAAAAAGGAUGGUAUAUUCAAUAUAUUGAUCAAGAAGCAGUGAUUCGAAAAGAAGAAGAACAACGAAAAGCAAAACAGGAAAAGGAUGAUGAAGAGAGACAUAUGCAAAUUAUGGAAAAUAUGGUUAUAAAGGGGCUUGAGAAUGAUGAUGGAAAAGUUCAUGAGCCAACUGAACUUUUGAGAACUGAUGAGAAAAUUAGUAUUGAUUUGCAAUUGAAUAAAAAACCAACUUUGGAAGAAUUGAAUAGACCAUCGACUUCUUCAACGUUUUCAGUUUUUGAUCAAGGAAAAGUGAAAAAAGAAGAGAAACCUGUGAUUGAAAAGAAACGGAAGAGAAGUAGAAGUCCUGGCCCGGGAUCAAGUAAAAAAUCAGCAUUAGAUGAGAUUCGUGAACAGGAAGAGAGACAUAAAGAAAAGAAAAAUCGGAAGGAUUAUUGGUUGCAUGAGGGAAUUAUUGUGAAGAUUGUUACCAAAUCAUUGGGAAGUGAUUAUUAUAAGGCGAAGGGUGUUGUGAAGAAAUUGGUGGAUGAUUAUACGGCGCAGAUUAAAUUGGAUGAUGGUGAGUGGGCGGGUCCAAGCUAAACUUCAGAUGAUGCAAGCUUCGAAAUUCAGAACUAAUAAUUCAAAAUUUCUGGGAUUAAAAAUUUCUUUUUGAAUUUUGAAAAAUAUUUACUCGACGUAAAUUUUCAGAUUUUCAAGAAAAAUUGCGAAAUCAAUGUGAAUUUCAGAUUUUCAUGCAUUUUUUGCGCAAAAAUUGUUCCUAGGAAAACCCCCAUACGUCGUAUAGUCCCGUUUGAAAUCCGCUAGUGCAUACCCCAUAUUAUUGAAAAUUUUCGGCCAUAGGGAUACCCCGCCCUCCUCUUUUUCAUUUUUAGCUAUAAAAACUUGAAAAUCGAAAUUUUUCAUGAACUUUAAGCUCAAAAUUACAUAUUUUCGGGAAAAAGCUAUAAAUGUGAUCUCCAGAAACUAAAAAUUCCGAUAUUCAUCUACCUUUUUAGAAAAUUAGUAAAAAAGAAAAACGUUUUUUGAAGUUUUCCCCUGAAAACCAUUCAGUUUCGAAUUGCCAUUUCAUAGUUACAUUUCUUCUAGUUUUCAGCUCAAAUUCCAUUUUUCAGCAAUUUUGAGUCUAAAUUUGACUCAAUCAUUCUAAUUUGUCAAAAACAAAAAAUUACGUUUCAAAAUUUUGAUAUAUAUAAAAUAUUUUUUUCAAUAUGUUUUUUUCAAAAGUUUUAUCAAUAAUAAAUAAAACAAAAAUUUAAAAAAUGGAAAAUUUUGAAAUUUUGAAAUUAUCGAUUUUCGGAUCAAAAUUCAUGAAACUUGACUUGUAAAUAACAAAGCUGAGAAAAUUUCUUUAAUUUUUUUCUCAAGUGAAAACCCCUUCUGAAAACUGGUGUGAGUGACAACCUCUUCUAUCAUGCAACGUAUGAAAACCCCCCUCCAAUUUUCCACGUCACAACCCCAUUUCCUUUUCCAGGCACCGUCGUCAAACUCGACCAAAACCACGUGGAAACCGUAAUCCCAUCAAUCGGUCGUCAAAUGCUCAUUGUAAAUGGUGCAUAUCGAGGCUCUCAAGCGAUUCUGGAAAGUAUUGAUGAGAAGAAUUUCUGUCUGAAUUUGAAAAUAUCAUCUGGAUUGACGAAAGGAAGAGAAGUGAGGGUUCCAUAUGAAGAUGCGAGUAAAUUGGCUUAA